Molecule: messenger RNA, 210 nt
Organism: Penicillium canescens
Lineage: Eukaryota; Fungi; Ascomycota; Eurotiomycetes; Eurotiales; Aspergillaceae
Exons: 1
Coding region: 1-210 (69 amino acids)
Biological process (GO): RNA processing
Molecular function (GO): ribonuclease III activity
Source: RefSeq, a predicted model, not a curated record
AUGGAGGAGCUCCAAGACCGACUUGACUACCACUUCAAAUCCAUUCCAUUGUUAGAAGAGGCUUUGCAUCCAGCUGAUACGCGUCCGCUGCAAGGCAACAAGCGUCUGGCGCUCAUUGGAGACUCCGUUCUGUCCACUUUACUUCUGGACGAAUGGUACGAUAGUGGAGAUACCAUCGGCAAGUUGGACUGUGGAAUCGCUAAUUUGUAA